AUGCUCACCUUCAGAAAGUCGCUAAUUGCGGCCGUCGUCCUGAUCGCCUUUGUCGUCCUCCUUCGAUCCGCACAUUCCUCCCCUUCCGCCGAAACCCCCGUUCUCAACACGGAAGAGACUGUCUACGACGUCAGUCAAGCAGAAGACGAACAGCCUACAGGUCAAAAACAGAUUAUACAACAGCAGCCGCUGAAGCCACCGCCCACCGCUCCCUUGCGCGAACGACUCCGUUACCAAUUCCCAUACGACCUCGAAAGCAGAUUCCCCGCGUACAUCUGGCAGACAUGGAAGUACACCCCUGCAUCCAUGUGGUUUGCCGAAGACCUACGCCCGGCUGAAGCGAGUUGGACAGAAUUACACCCGGGGUUUGUCCAUGAAGUCAUUCCGGACGACACUCAGCGGCAUCUCGUGAAGUACCUCUACGGCUCGGUCCCGGAGGUGUUCGAGGCAUACGAGUCGAUGCCCUUGCCUGUCUUGAAGGCGGAUUUCUUUCGGUACUUGAUUCUGCUGGCCCGUGGAGGCAUCUACAGUGACAUCGACACCUACGCGCUCAAACCCGCCUCCGACUGGCUGCCUGUGGAGCUGGAUCUGGCGACGGUCGGUUUCGUGGUCGGAAUAGAGGCCGACCCCGACCGGCCUGAUUGGCACGACUGGUAUUCGCGCCGGAUCCAAUUCUGCCAGUGGACCAUCCAGUCGAAGCCUGGGCAUCCGAUCCUCCGCGAUAUCGUCGCAUACAUCACUGAGGAGGCGCUGCGAAUGAAGAAAAAGGGGGUCCUCAAGGAAGGGAAGAUGGACAAGACUAUCGUCGAGUUCACUGGACCCGCUGCCUGGACGGACGCGGUUUUUAGAUAUUUCAACGAUCCGGAGUACUUCAGCAUCGAACCAGGGUCGACUCACAACGUCACGUACGAGGAUUUCACCAACCAGCGGGACUUUAAAAAGGUCGGUGACGUCGUGGUUCUACCCAUUACCAGUUUUAGUCCGGGCGUUAAUCAGAUGGGAGCGGGCGAUCUGGAUGACCCCAUGGCGUUUGUCAAACACGAUUUUAGUGGGUCAUGGAAGACAGACCCAUCUCUCUAA
Molecule: messenger RNA, 1080 nt
Organism: Aspergillus thermomutatus
Lineage: Eukaryota; Fungi; Ascomycota; Eurotiomycetes; Eurotiales; Aspergillaceae
Product: glycosyltransferase family 32 protein
Exons: 2
Coding region: 1-1080 (359 amino acids)
Biological process (GO): protein N-linked glycosylation
Cellular component (GO): mannan polymerase complex
Molecular function (GO): alpha-1,6-mannosyltransferase activity
Source: RefSeq, a predicted model, not a curated record